Molecule: messenger RNA, 663 nt
Organism: Nerophis lumbriciformis (worm pipefish)
Lineage: Eukaryota; Metazoa; Chordata; Actinopteri; Syngnathiformes; Syngnathidae
Source: RefSeq, a predicted model, not a curated record
AGAGACAUGGCGACACCUGGCCAGUGUAUUGUGAUCACUGAUGAGGAGCAAGGGUACGACCUGGACCUCUUCUGCAUACCAAAGCACUAUGCAUGUGACUUGGAGCGGGUCUACAUCCCUCAUGGACUCAUUUUGGACAGGACAGAGCGAUUAGCAAGGGAGAUUAUGAAGGAAAUGGGAGGGCAUCACAUUGUAGCCCUCUGCGUGCUGAAAGGAGGCUACAAGUUCUUUGCAGACCUCCUGGACUACAUCAAGGCGCUGAACCGGAACAGUGACCGCUCCAUCCCUAUGACAGUGGACUUCAUUCGCCUCAAGAGCUACUGUAAUGACCAGUCAACAGGAGAAAUCAAAGUCAUUGGAGGAGAUGACUUGUCUACUCUGACAGGCAAGAAUGUGCUGAUUGUCGAGGAUAUUAUCGACACGGGAAAGACCAUGAAGACAUUAUUGCAACUCCUCAAACAGUACAAUCCUAAAAUGGUUAAAGUGGCAAGUUUGUUGGUGAAGAGGACGCCAAGAAGUGUUGGGUACAGACCAGACUUUAUAGGCUUUGAGGUUCCUGACAAAUUUGUGGUGGGGUAUGCGCUAGACUACAACGAGUACUUUCGAGAUCUAAACCAUAUCUGCGUCAUUAGCGAAACAGGGAAGGAGAAGUACAAGGCAUGA